Dalotia coriaria is the source of this 5194-nucleotide messenger RNA. Its product is annotated as retinal guanylyl cyclase 2. The record is from RefSeq and is a predicted model, not a curated record. Gene Ontology annotation, biological process: protein phosphorylation; intracellular signal transduction; receptor guanylyl cyclase signaling pathway. Bases 610 to 4419 code for a protein of 1269 amino acids. Gene Ontology annotation, molecular function: adenylate cyclase activity; peptide receptor activity; protein kinase activity. NCBI's taxonomy places the organism in Eukaryota, Metazoa, Arthropoda, Insecta, Coleoptera, Staphylinidae. Gene Ontology annotation, cellular component: plasma membrane. The transcript is spliced from 15 exons.
CCCUUCGUACGAUGUGCGCUGGAAAACCAACUCGCAUCCCUCGCAGGACCCAGUCAAAUUCUGGCAGCGCGAGCGUACGCGUAAUGUUAACGCCGCGGAAAAUCGUGUGCACCGUCGAUCGCCAGGACAUACUCGCGAGGAUUGCGCUCCGCAACGCGUGCGUUUGCUCGCUCGAGCAUUGAAUUACGAACAACAACAUUCAUUGAUUGAACGUUAAGUGAUUGAUUGAUUGAGAUUCAUUGGAUUUUAAACUCCGACAGCGUCGAUUCUCAAUAAAUUUUGAAUGCUACGUUUAUAUUUCUCACGUUUCGCGUAAGUUUUUUAUUGAUUGGAUUUGGGGGAGAAUUCAAGUAAGAAAUACUUUUUGAAAUGAAAUAAAUUGUAUUGUGAUAAAAGGAAUGAGACGGGAAAAUAUUUGCAAGCAUCACCAACUCUAAUAGAAUAGAGUGCAGUACAAUAUGAUGAUCAGUGUAGCAGUGGUUCAGCGAGGGUUUGAAAAUAUCAAUACAUGGAACUAAUUGUGUUGCGCUCCAGCCGCAAAGGAGAAGAAAAGCUCCAGAAACACCAUGAUAAUGAUGGUCUUUUGAUCGGAAAAACGCUUGUCGUGCUAUGAAAACGGCAACUCUCUGGCUGGUAACGCUCUUCUUGGGGUCCUUCCGCACUAGUCAUGCCCCGUCGCCCCCAACCUUGCUGCUCCACCUCACCGAACUCUGCUACUAUCCGAACGUGAACGUCGACCGCCUCACUGGAGAUUACAAUCGCUUCGUAUUCAAAGAUGUGUGCGACGAUCCGACGAGAGUGCUACAGAUGUUGCGCACCAUCAACGUGCCAAUAAUCGGAUCGCUGGAGGCGGAUAUCUGCUCGCCGGCGCAUUUUCUCGCCGACUAUUUCAACGCGACGCUUAUCACGUGGAACUGUCCCCAGGAAAUCGAAGAACCGCCGCCGCCGUCGCAGCUCGCCGCGAGGACGACGCGCAAUCUGGGCGCGAGCAUUCCGCUGAUCGCACGCCGUUUCUCCCGUCUAAUAACAUACAUGAAAUGGAAAUCGAUCGCCAUUAUAUCCACAAACGUCGGCUGGUGGCCAAAGCUGUCGCAAAUGUUCGUGCUGCACAUGCGAGAGAGCGGCGUGGUGCCCAAACACUACGCGAUGCUAUCGGAGAAUUCGUCCGUCGAACAUAUCGAAUACAAAUUGGAACCGGUCAUAAGGAUGCACGUGCGGGUAAUAAUCAUCUGCGCACCUGGAAACACAUUCGGACGAUCGAUACUGGAAGCGAUAGACAAUAUGCAGCUGAGCAAAGAGUUCAGUACGCUGACGGUGCUGAUGGACAUAUCGGCGUUACCAUCUUGGUCGCUCUAUUUGAAUUCGGAGCAAACGGAACAAGACGGCAGCCACCACUCGACGGAAAACAUCACCGGCAAGAAUAACGCAUCCGCUCACAUGAAUUCCACGCACAACAAUAGUCGAAAGCGCUCACACGACAGCGCUGAGGGCGCUCUAGAAAGAAGGAAUACUCAACUUCUGCGUGCCGACUUUCUGGAGCGACUUGGGAACGUCACCAAAAAGCACAUACUGCUUUUAUCCGAUAAGGAGCCGCGCGACGCCGUUGAGGACACCAUCAACAAACAACUGAAAAAGAUUGGUAUUGAAAGCUUUGCGCCCAAGGACAAGGAGGAUUGUUUCGGCCUACUGGAUUUGAAAGAUGACUAUUACACGAUGCGGCGGCUGCUCAAAGUGUGCGGGCAACUCGGUGAGAUCAACGAGUUCGAGGACAACCUGCAGGAAUGGCACUUGAAGCAUCAGCAAAAAGAGGACUGCGAGCUGUGCGACGCGUCCGAACUGACAAAGCUGUUGAGCUACGUCGCCAUUCUCACCAUGUCGAUCUUCUCGAUUUUCGCAUUCCUCGCCGUCGUCGCGUGGGUGCGCUAUCAUAUUCUGAAAAAGCAUAUCACUAAGGGGCCGUACAAGGUGCUGCUGACGGCGACCGACUUCGUUUUUCCUCAGCUACCGGAUACGAGGCGGGUGGACGAAGGCAUUGAAGCUAUGCUCUGUUGUUGGCUGCAACAACUGCAGGAGUUUGGCGGACCAGAAGUGGAAAAACCCGACCUACUGCAAGGCUCAGGGAACGCUGCUGGUGGUGGAGGUGGCGCAAGCGGUGGCGGUGGCGGCAACACCAGGACGCCGUUACGCGGCGGCUCGAGUCCUAGUUUGGCUAAACAGUUGCUGAUCGAUCCGAGGGUUCGCUACAACGGCGAUCUGGUGCAAAUGAAGCCCAUUCAGUUGGAGUCAAGCGUAGAACUGAAAGCUAAGACGGUCGAGGUGUUGGUGCUGCUGCACGGCUUGCGCCACGAAAAUCUUAAUCCUCUCAUCGGUUGCCUCGCUGAACCGCCGCGUGUUUAUCUCGUGUCCGAGUACUGCGCGCGCGGUUCCCUGCAGGAUGUUCUGCAGCAAGACGACAUCAAACUGGAUUGGUCCUUCCGACUGAGUUUGUUAACAGAUUUGGUGCGAGGUAUGAAAUAUCUCCACCAGACGCCUAUUAAAGUUCAUGGUUAUUUGACGUCGAGAAAUUGCGUCAUCGAUGCGCGCUGGGUGCUCAAAAUCACUGAUUAUGGUCUGCCUUCAUUUUAUAACACACAGGGAAUAACAGUUGCACAAAAGUCAGCUAAAGAACUUUUAUGGACCGCGCCAGAAUUAUUAAGACAACCGAGUCUGCAAAAAACGGGCACGCCGUCUGGCGACGUCUACUCGUUCGGCAUCAUAAUGCAAGAAGUGGUUGUACGAGGCGAGCCGUUUUGCAUGCUGGCGCUUACUCCCGAAGAAAUAAUUGCGAAAGUAAAAAAGCCGCCCCCACUAAUUCGACCCUCGGUGAGCAAAGGCGCAGCACCACCGGAAGCCAUUAAUAUCAUGAGACAAUGCUGGGCCGAGCAGGCCGAGAUGCGACCUGACUUCAACGCCGUGCACGAUCAAUUCAAAAAACUGAAUCACGGCCGCAAGGUCAACAUCGUCGACACCAUGUUUCAAAUGCUCGAAAAGUACUCGAACAAUCUGGAAGAGCUCAUCCGCGAGCGCACAGAACAAUUGGACGUCGAAAAACGCAAGACUGAACAGCUUCUAAAUCGAAUGUUGCCUAGUUCGGUGGCCGAGAAAUUGAAGCUGGGGAUGCACGUGGACCCCGAGGAGUUCGCGGAGGUAACGAUCUACUUCAGCGACAUCGUCGGCUUCACGACAAUCUCGGCGCAUUCGACGCCAUUUCAGGUUGUCGACCUGCUCAACGACCUCUACACCUGUUUCGACGCGACGAUCAACGCGUAUAAUGUGUACAAAGUUGAAACAAUUGGGGAUGCGUACAUGGUGGUUGGGGGGCUGCCGACGCCGAUUCAUGACCACGCUGAACAGAUCGCCACAAUGGCACUGGACUUGCUGCAUCAGAGCGGACGGUUUCGUAUCAGGCAUCUGCCAAAGACGCCGCUGCGAUUGCGAAUAGGAUUGCACACGGGGCCGUGCUGUGCGGGGGUUGUUGGACUCACAAUGCCGCGUUACUGUCUGUUCGGAGACACGGUAAAUACGGCGUCGCGUAUGGAAAGCACUGGUUCUCCGUGGCGGAUUCAUCUUUCAACGGCGACCCGCGCCAGGCUCGAAAAGGCGGGGGGCUACAAACUCCAAUAUCGCGGCGCCACCGAGGUCAAAGGUAAAGGCACUAUGGACACGUACUGGCUUUCGGGGAAAGCUGGUUUCGAUAAACCCUUGCCGACACCGCCUUCGUUAGAGGAGAAUCAUGGCUUGGAUGAAAGUGAUUUAGUAAGCCACGACAUCAAACCGAUGUCGGAAGGAUCAAUGGAUAGCGAUACAGGAUUACAUAUGACGGCCUUUGAUGACUCCAACAGAACCCCAUCAACACCCGACCCAUCCUUCAUAAAAACCAUGGAAUGCUCAAAAUUCUCCUCACUUAUCCGUAGUCAAGACCAUUCCAUCUCUGGCGAACACCCCCCGCCGUCACACCACCACAUCGUCAAGAGUACUUCCAGUGACAAUCCCGGCAUGUCAAUGGGUACACCGGUGUCCGCUUCCGAAGUAGCCGCUGCUCUCCUGGGUGCGUCAACUAGUUCACUCAGCGGGUACCGUCAACGCCCACGCCGCAUCGAAGAGGAAGAUCUAAGUACACCAUAUAGCCACUACAAAUGCCUCAGCCCCAAAGAUCGCCUUGGAAAACUACGCCGUCAGUUUAGCCUGGACAGAGCUCCGGACGAAUCAAGGGAUCGCUGUUCGCCGAAAAAAUUAUGCAAGCAGAACUCGGCAGGCGCCGCCGAUUUGGAGAAAAUCGAAGAGGUGACGAUGACGUCUGCCAAUCUACUUGCAAGCGACUUAUCACCGGGAGCUCUACACUGCUCCCUAUCGAUAUCAGCCAGUUCUCUACUGCGUUAAGCACGAUACUCAAUUUGAAAUGUAAUUUAUUUUGCAUUUGAUACCUUAUCGCAAUUUAAAUUUCUAAGUAUGUACUUACUUACACAGCGUUAAGUAUGGAACCUCUCCUCUUUGCUAAAUCUUUGUGAUAAUACAAUACUGGCAUCUAGACGAUGCGAUAGAUAUAAAGAUAUAUGGAAUCCACGUUAAUGGACAGAGAUAAACUAUUAAUAGAAAAAGUGUUAGACAAUCAAGAAUUAAGUAUUAUUCAAAUAAGAGAAAUAAAUGUGUCAACAUAAAAUAUAAACUAAUGCCUAAGCCAAAGUUCUUUAUCUUGUUUGUCAUGUUAUGAGAUUAUUUUUUUAAUCGGUGGAUGUGAUAUCACUUGGGUUUGAAACUAUGUUCUUGAAAUUUAAAUGGUUAUGAACAUGCUAUUUAACAGGGUAAUAGCUCUUAGACUAUGCGAGCCUUCGCAAGAGCAAAUUAAUAAAAACGAGGGAAACUGAAGAACUUGCAAAAUCAUUGUCACAAUAACUUUACUAUAAUGAUCUAUUGAUAUAAUUACUAAUAUACCAGAAACAUAUUGAUUAACAUAAGGUAUCCUAGGUUCACGUUAGAUCCAGAAAACAAUUGAUAUAAAUAUAUAGUAUAUUGUAGGUAUGUUGAAUAACUUUAAAUGAUUAGCAUGCAAUUCUAAAUUUUGUUAUUGGUGUGCCACAUAAGUUAUGAAUUGAUUGUUUGAAGUUUAAAUGAUGAGCGAUGAUGUAAAAUUGGAAUAAAAGACUUUAUAAACGUA